Messenger RNA from Anolis carolinensis (green anole), 5979 nucleotides. RefSeq lists its product as uncharacterized. Bases 458 to 5095 code for a protein of 1545 amino acids. NCBI's taxonomy places the organism in Eukaryota, Metazoa, Chordata, Lepidosauria, Squamata, Anolidae. The transcript has 2 exons. Gene Ontology annotation, molecular function: nucleic acid binding. Gene Ontology annotation, biological process: DNA integration. The record is from RefSeq and is a predicted model, not a curated record.
CCUCAUCGUCCUGCGGUGGUGACCUGCCUCAUCGUCCUGCGGUGGUGACCUGCCUCAUUGACCUGCGGUGGUGACCUCCCUUCACAGCGGGGAGGAGGCGUCUCUUCUCUCCUCCUUUCCAAAGCCAGCCUCGGUGCUCCUUCGGCGGCAGGCCUCGAGCCGCGGAGCACAAGGUGCUUGAAAAUUUGGCGAAGUCGCCAUUUUGGCAGUUUACGUCACUCGGGCAAGGGAGGUAUCAAGUGGCAAGUUGCUGUCAGUUGGCAUUUUGCAGCUUGCCUACCAAAGUUUGGCGCCAAAGGUCACAAUCUUUGUAAAGUAUAGUUACUUAGUGAUAUAUAUUGCUAUGGUUAAGUGCUGUGAAUUGUAUUAUAUAUUGAAUUUGCUUUUAUUGUAAAUUUACUUGCAGGUAUAUUGCAUUUGCCUUUGUUGUAAAUUUACUUGCUAUUAAGAAUACACAAUGUCUAUGCAAUUUCAAGAUGAUGCAGAUGGUAUACCUCCUUCUGAGGCUGAAAGUAGGAAUGAAAGGCCCCAAAGGAUAAAGCACCCUUCAGCCAAGAUGCUAGCCCAUCUAAUAGAUGAAAAGGAGCUCCUCCAUGUGAGGUUAGGUUCGGCAUGGGAGCGAAUUGUAACAUUGAUGGACAGAAUUGAGAGCUUGGGUAUUACAAGGGUGCCAUCCAUAUUACAGACAGACCUUGAAGAGACCUUCGGUCUCUGGAGGGGUUUGGUGUCUAAGAUAGUCCAGGUCCUCGAGCGCAUUAACGCCAAGGAUUCAGAGUUAGAAAUAGUGUGUGUCUUAGCUGACACUAAUGAGAAAGAAAAUAAGGUGAGGGCAAUUCUAGAUGCCUUGGAAUUUAGUUCUCCACCUGUUAAUCUAAGGUCUGAGCCAAAAGGAAAGCAGUCUUCCUUAUGCAGCCAUGAGACCAAUCUUUUAAAAUCACCUGCUGUGGCACUUAGCCUUAAGUCCAACCGCUCUAGCCAGGUAUCUAAGCUAAGGGAGCGUGCAUCGUCUAAACACAGCCACUCUAGCAAGUCUUCUGCUGCUGGGAGUGCCAUCUCUUCCCUAGCUGCCUUGCACAUUAAGGAGGCUGCACGUCUGGAGCUACAGAGCAAGGUUGCGGAGGCGGAAGCUGAUGCAAAAGCAGCUGACCACACUUUCCACCUUAAAGAGGAGGAACAGCGACUCCAAAUAGAACAGGCCCAAAGGCAAUGUGAAAUAGAAAUGCUUAGAAUAAGGAUGGAUGCUACUGCCAAAAAGGUAAAAGCUGAGACUUUGGCCAAGGUCCUAAGUGGGCAACUCACAGAAGAAAAUGUAAGUCAGUUGCCAAUGCAGGACCCUUCCUCCAAGGUGCUUGUGCACCUUAAUAGUUUAAACAGCCAGCUUUCUGACGAGGAACAUGAAGACUUCUCUCUUCGGUCAGAACAGGGCCCUAAAGUUGCCUUCGGGUUGCCUAAAGUUCAGAGCAUCAUAGCGGGGAGCUCGUCUUUGCUCAGGUUGCCUGUGCCUCCUACUAAGAUUCCUGAACAGUCAGCCAAACCAUCAAAGCCUACCACCAAUUGGGCCCUACAAGCAAGUCCAAAGGGAACCAUCGGUCCAUCUACAGACGAUGUCAUCCCUCCAAAAGACCAAAGGUCGACGCAAGGAGUAUGGUGGGAUUUCUCCCCACAGCAGCCAACGCCACACUUGUUCCCGUCGACGCCAGAAUCCCAACUCGUCUCGAUCCUUAGAAGUCCCAAAAGAGACCUCAAAGACAAGGGAGUUGAAAAGUUUUCAGACAAGCCUGAAGAGUUCCUUCUCUGGAAGGUUACCUUCAAGAGGGCAAUUAGAGACUUAAAGUUGUUGCCUGAAGAAGAGCUGACCCUGCUAGGCGCCUGGUUGGGUCCAGCAUCAUCUUCUCAAGUUAAGAGAAUAUAUUCAGCCCACGUAGCCGAUCCCGACAAAGCCCUGGAAAAGGCCUGGGCCAGGUUGCAGCAGAGGUAUGGGGCCAGCACAGAGAUUGAAGCAUCUCUUAUGGACAAGCUCCAAAGGUUCCCAGCUUUGAAACUCAAAGACUUCAAACUCUUGUGGGACCUCAGCGAUCUCCUUACGGAAUUAGAGUCGGCCAAGGAGAAUCCAGAACUGCCCGGUUUGAAGUGCCUCGAUCAGCACCUGUCCCAGAGGCAGAUCUUGACCAAGCUGCCCUUCACUUUGCAAGAACGCUGGGGACAGGAGGUCUUCAACUACAAGGAGGCCCAUUCUCAGGCGUACCCACCGUUUUCCCAUCUGGUCCAGUUCAUCACCAGAGCGGCCAGGGAAAGGAAUGAUCCACAGACGGGCCUGCCCACCUUAUAUCAAGGGAUCCAUCCAGGGAAGGCACCUGAAGUGGACAAGAAACCACCUAGAGAGGCCAAUAGACCUGUCAGCGUAAAGGCAGUCGAAACUCAACACAAGACUGAUGAACCCAGGUCGGAGGUAAAAGAGUUGCUUUGCCCUAUUCACCAAAAGCCUCACAGCUUGGCCAACUGCAGGGAGUUUAGUAGGAAGACAUACAAAGAAAGGCAACAGCUAGUUCAAAAGCAGGGAAUCUGCUUUAGAUGCUGUGGAGCAACUCCGCACUUUGCAUCCAACUGCAAAGAAAACGUCAAGUGCGAGAAAUGCAACAGCGUCAAGCAUUGCACCGCAAUGCACAACUCCAAUGGUGUCUCCCACACCAAAGGGGACAUUUCACCAAAGGAAAGGACAGCAAGCGAAGAUACCGACAAGCCGGCUGCACCGCAGAUGCAGGUGGAAGUUUCAGCAGUCGCCUGUACAGAGCUGUGUUCUGACUCGCACCAGUACAGAGUUUGUCAUCCUAUCUGCCUAGCGGAUGUAUAUCCAGCCAAGAGCCCUUGGCUUAGAAAGAGACUCUAUGUGGCCCUGGAUUCACAGAGCGACGCCUCCCUGGCUACUCCAGAGUUCUUCCGCAUGUUUGACCUUAAAACCAAGAUGGUUGACUACACUAUGACUACGUGUGCAGGAAAAAAGAAGUUGCAGGGUCGCAUAGCAUCCGGCUUUGUUGUUUCCUCUUGCGACCAGAAGAGGCAGUUCAAGUUGCCAGACCUGAUUGAGUGUUCCUCUAUUCCCCGGAACAAAAGGCAAAUUGUAACUAGAGAAGUUGUGGAGGCUCAUCCACAUUUGCGACGAUUAAAGAAUGCCAUACCUGCUUUCCGUCCAGAUGUGGACAUUGCCCUUCUGCUUGGUGCGGACUGUCCGAACUUGUUCUAUGUGAACGACCAAGUUAAGGGACCUCCAGGGGCGCCCAUUGCUCAGCUGCUACCACUAGGCUGGACAGUUACAGGCCCAGUGUGCAUAAACAAGAUGCACCCACCAUCGUCGUUGGACUCCAAUCAAGCACAGGUGCUUAAAGGUGGACGUCCUACACUUGUGCGCAGUUGCCUAAGUCACAUCUCAGUCUACUGCCAAGCAAUAACUCCAGAGUAUUCCUCCAUUUUCAAAGUCUCUGAGAGAGACGAAGCCACAGCGCUCUCGAAAGAUGAGCAAAGGUUUUCGGACAUUAUGAAUGCUCAAGUCUCACGAAGUGCAGAGGUGAAAGCCUGCAAAUCAACCACAGAAAUCAAGAUGGGCCAAAGAUCUUGCCUGGAACCACACCGUUUUGAACGUUUUUCGGAGUGGCACAGUCUUCUUAGAGCAGUUGCUAGGCUUAUACAUCGUUUAGCUUGCAAAGAUAGUGAGCCUUUACAGGUCCAGGAUAUGAUAAAGGCUAAGAGCGUCAUAUUCAAGUCAGUACAGAGAUCUGCUUUCAAGCAGGAAAUAGCUAGGCUAGAGCAAGGGCUCAACAUCCCUAAUCAAAGUCUUCUAAAUGAGUUAAACCCAUUUCUAGACAAGGAGGGUAUUUUGAGAGUUGGAGGAAGGUUAGCCAAAGCUAAACUCAAGGCGUGCAUAAAAAACCCCAUCAUCAUACCCCCUAAUAGUCACACUGCAUUGCUGCUCGUUCGGCAUCACCAUGAAAGGAUCCAUCAGCAGGGUAGAACUCUAACUGAGGCAGCCCUUAGAAAUGAAGGUCUGUGGGUAGUUAAUGCCAAAAGGUUGGUCAACAGUUGUAUUUUCAAAUGUGUUAAAUGCAGGCGCCUUAGGCGAAACUGUCAAAGUCAGUUGAUGGCAGAACUACCUCAGGAUAGGACUUUGACAGACCCACCCUUUUCCCAUGUGGGAAUCGAUGUGUUUGGUCCUUGGGAGGUUGUCACUAGGAAAACCAGGGGUGGUGUUGUAAAUAACAAGAGGUGGGCAGUUUUGUUUACUUGUUUAGUAAUACGAGCUGUCCAUAUAGAAGUCAUAGAAGGGAUGGACACUUCAUCAUUUUUAAACGCAUUAAAAAGGUUCAUAGCCCUCAGAGGGCCAAUUAAGUCAAUUCGGUCGGACUGUGGCACCAAUUUUGUAGGUGCGACCAAAGAACUCAAUUGUGUGUCUAGGUUUGGGAGAGACCCAAAGGUUCAGAACUUUACGAAUACUGAACAAAUUAUGUGGACUUUCAAUGUUCCUCACGCCUCCCACAUGGGUGGUGUUUGGGAGAGGAUGAUUGGUAUUAGUCGCAAAAUCCUUAAUGCCAUGCUUUUGAGUCAUAGGUCAUUGACGCAUGAUGUUUUGGUGACACUUAUGGCGGAAGUUACCGCAAUUAUCAACAACCGGCCGCUGGUUCCCCUUACCAGUGACCCUGAGAACUUACAACCACUGACUCCUGCACUUAUUUUGACACAAAAGGUGCCAGGAUGGAAGGACGUCAUGUUGCCAGUUCCGGACGGAACUCACCGUGCCCUGUGGAAACAGGUGCAGUCCUUGGCCAACCACUUCUGGAAGAGGUGGAAGGCCGAAUACUUAAGCCAGCUUCCAACCAGAAGACUCUGGCAAACCCCAGAGGACAAUUUCAAGGUGGGAAACCUUGUGUUGCUAAAGGACAAAGACUUGCCCCGCUAUGCCUGGCCUAUGGGCAUUACACUAAAGACCUUUCCUUGCCCUGACGGUAAGGUUAGAAAAGUUCAGGUAAAGACUCAUAGUAAGGACAAAAUGUCUGUCCUGGACAGACCAACCAGCAAUCUCGUGUUGCUUGUCCAAAGUGUGUAAGUUUUAUACUGUUUUAUUGUUGUGUAUACAAAGGUGUUUGUAUGUUUUUGAUUGGUAAAUUCCCACAUCCUGGGAAUUUAGCGGGGAGUGUUCCGUCCCCCAGGACGAUGGUUUGCCUUACCUAUUGGUCAUUUGUUUGUUUUCCCUCCUUUGCAUUUUGUUUGAGCCUCUGGCUGCAAAAGCCUAGGAAAAGUGGCUUGGAAUCUGCAAUAGCUGGCUGCAGUUUUCUUUGCAGUGAUUGGUCAAAGAGUGCAACAUCUUAGGACCGCCCUUUUUACCAGGGUCUAGUCUCCAUUUUGGAGCUUCAUUCUGGCUAUAGUCUUACAACGUGCUGGAGCUGUGCAAGGCUAACUGGGACAAAUCAUCCUCAAAACCAGGCCAAUCUAAGCCUAUCCAAAUUAGAUAAGUAUUGAAUUAUAUUGAUCUGGAAUAGGAAAUCUAGUUAUAGGAGCAGGGUUAUUCUGUCGCUUCUAGAACUAAUCUUUGCUGUAAAGAUAGGGAAGGAAAGAGUUUCUCCUUCUAAUAUAGGCAGCGUGAUUAUAAAACCACUAUACCCUAAUCACGCUGCCUAUAUUAGAAGGAGAAACUCUUUCCUUCCCUAUCUUUACAGCAAAGAUUAGUUCUAGAAGCGACAGAAUAACCCUGCUCCUCUAACUAGAUUUCUUAUUCCAGAUCAAUAUAAUUCAAUACUUAUCUAAUUUGGAUAGGCUUAGAUUGGCCUGGUUUUGAGGAUGAUUUGUCCCAGUUAGCCUUGCACAGCUCCAGCACGUUGGAAAACUAUAGCCAGAAUGAAGCUCCAAAAUGGAGACUAGACCCUGGUAAAAAGGGCGGUCCUAAGAUGUUGCACUCUUUGACCAAUCACUGCAAAGAAAACUGCAGCCAGC